AUGUCGCGAUACAUUGAUAUGCAAUGCAAUUCGCCACAGAAGCAGUUGUGCGGACAGCAAAGCAAUACCCACAGCAGUAACAUCCGAAUGGAAAAGGCAGUAAGGAAUGUUUCACAUUACCAGAUACUUCAGGAUGAUCGUUUGGCUGCCACCAUGAUUUUACGGGAAGGCUAUGAAUCAGAAGGAAUUGGUGAUACUGUCAUUCCUACUGGAAGUUCAUUCCCUACUGGAAGAUCAUUCCGUUUCAAUACUUUUCUUCUGAAGUUGAUUCCAUACGGCAAAGGGAUAAUUAAUGGUGGCGGUCGUACAUUGCUUGUCCCCAUCAUAUGGAGAGUUACUAACAAAUGUACCGUGACACAAGAUACACGUAAUGCAAUUCACGUAACUACCAGUUAUAAGUAG
Molecule: messenger RNA, 402 nt
Organism: Loa loa (African eye worm)
Lineage: Eukaryota; Metazoa; Nematoda; Chromadorea; Rhabditida; Onchocercidae
Exons: 6
Coding region: 1-402 (133 amino acids)
Source: RefSeq, a predicted model, not a curated record